AUGGCACCAACUAAUGGGUCAGCAGAACCAAGAAACCCAUUCAUUCGAGGCUGGCACCUGGUUUUUGGGCACAACCACCUCCCUUAUGAGAAAGUCCAUUGCUCAAGGCGAGGAAACAGAGGCGCAGAGAAGUUAAGUAGCUUGUCCAAGGUUACACAGCUGGUAGGCAAUGGAGGCAGUACUAAAACCAGGAUGUCUGUCCCCAUAGCCAAGUACUACUUGGUGUCUACUAAAAAAUUCCACAAGACGAGAGUUAGCACAGAGUACCUCAUUCCUGAUAUCAAUGCUGAACUCCUUCCAGGUUUGCUGAAGACACAAACCAGAAGCACUACCAGAAGCAUGGCCCACUUUUCAGAGGGGUCUGCAAAGCUUUCUACAGGUUCUAGAAGAAUCCUCUUCCAGAAAAAUCAGGAGUUAAAAUUAGUAGCACGAUUUGCUGACGGGCUGCUGGAGAAGCCCCCGCCUGAGGUGCGCCGCGAUAAAGAGAAGGAAAAGCUGGCGGAAGAACAGGCUGAGAAAGCCAAGGGCAAGUCUGUAAGCAGACCUUGCCAGGUGACUGUCCUCUGUCAGUUUCACCCUCUGUCCAUGGACCCGGACGGGCUCCUGCUGGAGAAGGGCCUCCCCCAGACCCCAGCCACCUGGCUGAGAACCUUCUGCUGCCUGUGGCUGAGCUGGAAGGGAAGGAGUCUCUUCCAGGGCAUCCCUGCUGCUCCUCCAUCACCCUCUUCAGCCCUCAGAAACCUGUCCAGCCGAGCUGAUAAUCGUUACAAGCCAUGGGACAAAAAAAAUGGCACUGAAGUAACUGAAUUCAUUCUCCUGGGAUUCGCUGGUCAGCACAAGUCUUGGCACAUCCUCUUCACAGUAUUUCUGGUGAUCUAUGCGGCCACCCUGGUGGGUAACAUUGGCAUGAUCCUGCUCAUCAAGACUGACUCUUCCCUUCACACCCCCAUGUACUUUUUCCUCCAAAACUUGGCUUUUGUUGAUCUCUGUUAUGCCACUGCUAUCACUCCGAAGAUGUUGCAUAAUUUGAUGAGCACCAAAAAUUCCAUCUCAUUCUUUGGAUGUAUGGUGCAACUGCUAGUCUAUGGUACCUUUGUAACAAGUGACUGCUAUAUUCUGGCGGCUAUGGCAGUAGACCGUUAUGUGGCCAUCUGUAACCCACUUUGCUAUGCAACUGUCAUGUCCCAGAGAGUCUGCAGUCAACUCUUAACUGGUUCAUACUUCAUGGGUUUCCUGAACGCUUCUGUCAAUGUAGGUUUUACUUUCUCACUGACGUUUUGCAAAUCCAAUAAAAUUAACCACUUUUUCUGUGAUGAGCCCCCAAUUCUGGCCCUCUCAUGCUCUGAUAUUUACUUCAGCAUCAUGGUACUAGCAGCCUUUGUGGGGUUUAACUUGACAUUCACUAUAUUGGUCAUCAUCUUUUCCUACAUGUUUAUCUUGUCUGCCAUCCUGAAGAUCUCUUCUGCUGCAGGAAGGAAAAAAGCCUUCUCCACCUGUGCCUCCCACCUGACAGCUGUCACCAUUUUCUAUGGAACACUCUCUUGUAUGUAUCUGCACCGUGGUACCAUAGAGUCUCAAGAGCAAGAGAAAAUGGCUUCCAUUUUUUAUGGGGUUGUGAUUCCCAUGUUAAACCCUCUCAUCUACAGUCUGAGAAACCAAGAUGUAAGAGAAGCCCUAAAAGAGGUUGGAAAAAAGUGUUCCUAG
This is a messenger RNA of Budorcas taxicolor (takin), 1704 nucleotides long. RefSeq names its product olfactory receptor 5AK2-like. The transcript is spliced from 7 exons. The record is from RefSeq and is a predicted model, not a curated record. Gene Ontology annotation, biological process: G protein-coupled receptor signaling pathway; sensory perception of smell. The coding region runs from base 1 to 1704 and encodes 567 amino acids. Gene Ontology annotation, cellular component: membrane. Lineage: Eukaryota; Metazoa; Chordata; Mammalia; Artiodactyla; Bovidae. Gene Ontology annotation, molecular function: olfactory receptor activity; G protein-coupled receptor activity; odorant binding.